CUAGCUCACCUUGUCAUGUGAAUGUGAGACUAGACUGCAUACAGUACAGAUCUCCUUGACUCGAUGUGUACCUUUGCUGUGUUGUUGCUUGUGUGUGCCAGUGCGGCUGGUGUGUACGGGCUGGACAAUGGCCUGGGCCGCACUCCUCAGAUGGGCUGGAACUCUUGGAACCACUUCCACUGCAACAUCAACCAAGCGGUUAUCGAGGGAACAGCUGAUGCUCUCAUUGCAACCAAGUUAGCUAGUUUUGGCUACAAGUACGUCAACAUUGAUGAUUGCUGGGCUGCCAGUAGAGACAGCAACAAUAUUGUCCAACCCGACACUAAAGCCUUUCCUGACUUCCAAGGAAUGGUAGACUAUGUCCAUGGCAAAGGUCUCUUGUUUGGCCUGUACAGUGAUGCAGGGGAUAAGACCUGUGCUGGUAGACCUGGGUCCCUGGGUUAUGAGAAGGAAGAUGCAAAUCGUUAUGCUGAAUGGAAAGUUGAUUAUCUCAAGUAUGAUAACUGUCACAGUGCUGGGAGUAAACCUGAGACUAGAUAUCCAAUCAUGAGGGAUUCUCUGAACGCUACAGGCCGGCCCAUAUUCUACUCAAUGUGUGAGUGGGGAGUUGACAACCCUGCAACCUGGGCAGGAGACGUUGGGAACAGUUGGAGGACCACUCCAGACAUUAAAGACAACUGGGCCAGCAUGAUCAGCCGUGCAGACCUCAACAAUGAAUGGGCUACCUAUGCUGGGCCUGGUGGAUGGAAUGACCCAGACAUGCUCGAGGUGGGCAAUGGUGGAAUGACUGGGCCCGAGUAUCAAUCCCACUUCAGUCUCUGGUGUCUCAUGAAAAGCCCUCUUCUGAUUGGCUGUGAUAUUCGAAAUAUGUCGAAAGAUACUCUCGAUAUUCUUACCAACAGUGAAGUGAUUGCAGUGAACCAAGACCCUCUUGGUAUUCAAGGCAAGAAGGUGAUGGUCAAUGGAACCUCUGAAGUGUGGGCUGGAAAGUUACAGCCUAUAGCUCCAAGCAAGUCAUCAUUUGCUGUUAUAUUGUUCAAUCGUGGCCUGUCCUCUGUGACCAUUACUGGGGAGUGGAGUGCUAUUGGACUAGACGCCAGCCUCUCCUGUGAUGUCAAGGAUCUCUGGACACACAAAGAUAUGGGGAAAAUGAGUGGAUCUGUUUCAGCGAUUGUACCAAGUCAUGGCGUUGUCAUGUACAGGCUCAACUGUUAGAAAACAACUGCCCAAACUAUACAUGUCUAGAUAGAAAGUUUAGAAAGUUUUUUUGCUGCAAACAGCAACGUUGUUUUUAUA
Molecule: messenger RNA, 1296 nt
Organism: Halichondria panicea
Lineage: Eukaryota; Metazoa; Porifera; Demospongiae; Suberitida; Halichondriidae
Exons: 2
Coding region: 64-1215 (383 amino acids)
Biological process (GO): carbohydrate metabolic process
Molecular function (GO): hydrolase activity, hydrolyzing O-glycosyl compounds
Source: RefSeq, a predicted model, not a curated record